Molecule: messenger RNA, 642 nt
Organism: Glarea lozoyensis ATCC 20868
Lineage: Eukaryota; Fungi; Ascomycota; Leotiomycetes; Helotiales; Helotiaceae
Product: GroES-like protein
Exons: 3
Coding region: 1-642 (213 amino acids)
Molecular function (GO): oxidoreductase activity, acting on NAD(P)H
Source: RefSeq, a predicted model, not a curated record
AUGUCUAAAAAUCACGCAAUCAUCGUUCAAAAGCCUGGCGAGAUCGAAUUCCAAGGCACGACCAUUCCAACGCUUCGAGAUGAGUAUCUCCUCGUAAACACGAAAGCCGUUGCACUAAACCCAUCUGACUGGAAACACGUCGACUACCUCGCCAAGCCGGGUACCAUAAUAGGCUGUGACUACGCCGGCGAGGUUCUGGAGGUAGGAAGUGCAGUAAAGAAGCCCUUCAAGAAAGGCACCCGAGUCUGCGGCUUCUGUCACGGCGGCAACUCAGUAAACCAGUCUGUUGGUGCCUUUGGUGAGAUCAUUACCGUCAAAGGCGAUAUUCAAAUUGAAAUUCCGUCAAAUCUUAGUUAUGAAGAAGCCGCAACGCUUGGCGUGGGGAUCACGACUGUCGGACAAGGGUUGUAUCAAUCGCUCGAAUUACCUCUACCGAAUCAGCCUACGGCAGAGAAGACUUACAUUCUGAUCUACGGCGGCAGUACGGCUACUGGCGCGUUGGCAAUCCAAUUUGCGAAGCUUUCCGGCUUGACGGUGGUUACGACAUGUAGCCCGGGGAAUUUCGAGUAUGUCAAGAGCCUUGGUGCUGAUGCAGCAUUUGAUUAUAACUCUCCCACCUGCGCCAAAGACAUCAACGACUAG